Molecule: messenger RNA, 3007 nt
Organism: Porites lobata
Lineage: Eukaryota; Metazoa; Cnidaria; Anthozoa; Scleractinia; Poritidae
Source: the annotation of a GenBank genome assembly
AUGAGUGGUUGCUAUGGAGACGUCGCCCGCUCCUCACAGGUGCAAACGAUACUUGAACAGCAGCAAGAGGCUAUACAGCUUAUGACUUCCUCAAUACAGAGAGACAUCAACAGUUCUGUUAAUUACGUAAAGGUUAUGAAGCGCCUCCCCCUUCUUUGCAGCCAAAAUGGGCUGAUAGAGCUGGAACGCUUGUAACCUGAGAUCAGGCGCUAUUUUCGUUUCGCUUUGAAAUUUACAUUCCGGCGGGCAAGGCGAAACGAAAAGAGAGCCUGAUACAAACCUUCUACGAAAGGUGUGCCGCCCACUUUUUUGAUUGAUUGACAUUUGCGAAUCAGCGAACCAAAAAUAACUUCCGUUGCUUGUUUUUCUAGUAUGCAAAUUUUUCACCCGUGGGAAAAAUGCAGACCGGCUGACUUAAAAAGUAGCUUUUAUCUGUGAAAGGUUUGAACCCAGGAGUCAUUUCAAAAGGUUGAGUUUGAUCGUCCGGGUGAACGUAGUCCUGAAUAGGACUGUUGUUGUUGACAGUGACUGACGUUUCGACAACCUGUGCGGUAGUCAUCUUCAGAGUGACUGGGACUCUGCGACAUGAAUAACGUAUUCUACAGACUACUAUCAACGUCUUACUUUGAAAGCUGGUUUACUAACUUAGAACAAACGCCACUGAAUCGUAGUCAACAGUUACCAGCGCCGUACAAACGACUUAUUGACGAGAUCAAGCAAAACUAACUGCGAGAGAACAACUGGAGAACUAACAAUUUGACUAACAAUAGACGACUGUUUAACUGCGACAAUAGACGGAUCGAAACGCACCAAUCGCUGAUUACGAGUCUUCAUAGCCAAUAACAUCACGGCUUAACUGAUAGACGACCAAUAACAUCACGACAUAAUUGACCAAUCAGAUCAAUAACCAGAGGAUAAUACCAUCAACUGACGUGAUACAACUCACUUUGACUCUGAAGAUGACUACCGCACAGGUUGUCGAAACGUCAGUCACUGUCAACAACAACAGUCCUAUUCAGGACUACGUUCACCCGGACGAUCAAACUCAACCUAGCUUUUAUCUGUUAAUUUUUUCAGCUAAAAAUAAAACAGUCAGCACAAUCACAUUUAACUUCUUGCGAGAUUAAGGGAGAUCUCGAACGUUAUUUCUGUUGGCGUAGAAAGGAAAAAGUUUUCGAAAAGACGGCAACACGAUGUUCUACUCGUUUUAUUAUUUUGGCUAGGCGCGCUCGAAUUUAAAAUACUGAAAUUUCUAGUUUUCUGUUACCUGUAUAUUUUCCUCGGUAAUUUUCCUCGAUUUUCAGUACAUGAAUCUUUAAAAACAAAAGUAAACAGCCAACGAGCGAGGACACCAGUUUUCCUGGUUUAUAUUUUACAAAAAGCGAAGGCAAACAACCAGUCUGUUAUCUUAACCUACCAGCUUUUAUAAUAUUAAAUGCCUACAAAAAUUCCUUGAAGAGCGAUGCGAUAUUUUUCGUCUAAUAUUUCACAGUCGGCGAUUGAGGUUUCUUGCGCAGUGAGCCUCAGCUUGCGUACCCAGUUCAGAGACGUCAUUCCCGGCUAAACUUUCAGAUGAAACCAGUUUUAAGAUGGACAGUAGUUUUAUUUGCACUCGUUUGUUGGUAAAUCAAAAGGCAACUUGUUAGCGGUCAACAACUUGCAGAGGGAUUCAACUCCGCGAUACACUCACAUUAGUUCCGUAAAUAAAGCAAAUCCUGAGAAGAUAUGAACAACCAUAUGAAUUUUCUGAAUUUCCGUGGCACAUGUUAAGGCAUAUUUUCCUACCAUAAGACCAUACAACAAUAAAAAAGACAGCAAAGUCGAUCCGUCUCUCCGCCGACGACGGAUCAUUCACGAAAACAACCACGCGAGGAAUAAGCGCUUUCAACUUCCGUCUUUUCCGGCAGCCAAUCAGAUCUUGUGGCAUUGUUCUAACAGCCAAUCAGCUUUACGGCCAAAAUCUGGCCGUAACGAGCACAAAUGUGAGAGAGUUUGUAUCAGGCCCAAUUUUAGCGGUAGUCGUUAGAGAGAAAGUAUGAGAACCACUAAGAUUGGGCCUGAUCUCAGGUUAGAACGCUUGCGCUAAGUGGUACGGUGCCCACCUUUUCACAUUUGGUUAACUUUGUCGAAGAGCUAUAUUGGCGAACACGAUGUAUGGGGAGUUAGUUGGGUCAACACCGGAUAUUGAUCAAGAUGCAAAGUCAGUGUCGAAAAGGAAGAAACCGUCCAGCCUGCUCGCCAUGGGAGGUACCAUUUCCACGCAGUGAAGACUGGAGCACAAUGGGCAUUUAGAGGCAAAGAAAUGUACCUUGGGCUGAGCUUCUUCUCCGACGUCCACGCUCUGAGGCCAUAUCGGUGGGGUUUGAACUGCUGCCCACAUGUAUCUACUGUCGAGGAGAAGAUGGGGUGGAUACUCGUCCAAGAGAAUUUUUGUUGGCUACUGUUUAUGGCACGUUUACGACACUUAGGAACCUUAGGAAACAAGAACGCUCUAAAAGCGUGAAGUCUCGCUUGCUUCGAGAUAGAUAAGAAGUGAGGAGGCGAUUUAGUGUACACGAAGCAAGAUUUCCUUGCUAAAGUUUUUCACUUCCUUCCUUAUCGACGGUCGAGUUUUCUUCAAGAGAGGUCAAGGGAUCGGAGAGAGAGAGAACGGAAAUGUGGCUUUUUCCUCUGGAAAAAGAAGGAAGACUGGCCUGGGCAUCCCAUUCAGUUGCCGGAAUUGUCUGGCGAACACAAAGAGCUUAAGCCGAAUGUUGGUCAAGCAAAUGUGAUCGUCUGUGAUGAGAGUUUUGCGGCGAGGUUCUCCCGUUAUUCCUCAUGGGAUAGCCUUAGAAAGGCAAUUGCCUGGUUGCUACGUUUGAAGAACUACUUGUCCAGUUAUGUUACGAGGUUUCCAGGCAUUGUUAUUGGAGGGCCUUUGUCUGUCGCUGGAAUUGGUGUCACGGAAAGUUGCCUUGUCAGAAUUGUUCAAAGGGAAGCGACUCAAGAACGCUCAGAUGUCAUUUGA